Molecule: messenger RNA, 795 nt
Organism: Mycotypha africana
Lineage: Eukaryota; Fungi; Mucoromycota; Mucoromycetes; Mucorales; Mycotyphaceae
Product: 60S ribosomal protein L7
Exons: 2
Coding region: 1-795 (264 amino acids)
Biological process (GO): maturation of LSU-rRNA from tricistronic rRNA transcript (SSU-rRNA, 5.8S rRNA, LSU-rRNA)
Cellular component (GO): cytosolic large ribosomal subunit
Molecular function (GO): RNA binding; structural constituent of ribosome
Source: RefSeq, a predicted model, not a curated record
AUGUCUGAACCAGCUAUUCCAAACCCCACUUACGUUUCAGAAACUCUAUUAAAGAAGAGAAAGUUGAAUGAAAAGAACGCAGCUAUCAAAGCUCGGGAAAGAAUUGAAAAAAAAAAGUCUCAGAAAAAGCUCAGGAAACAGCAAUUCAAAAGAGCCGAUGAGUUCAUUCGCCAACACAUGUUGAACGAGAAGCAAGCACGAAGACUCAACGCCGUUUCUUCAGGAAAAAUGAAAGGAACAAAUAGCACUAAAAAGCCAAAGGAUGCUGGAGAGUUGCUAUUUGUCGCUCGUAUCAAAACACAAACUUCUAUUCAUCCCAAGAUCAAAAAAUUAUUGACUCAAUUCCGUUUGUUGAAGAUGAAUUCUGGUGUAUUUAUUGUAUGUAAAACUGAGAUAAUGAAGGAUCUGCGCAAAAUUGAACCAUUCGUCACUUAUGGCCGACCCACUUUAAAGACAGUGCGUGAUUUAAUUAUGAAACGAGGUGCAACAAUGAUCAAGGGAGUGAGAACACCUUUGUCUGAUAAUACAAUGAUUGAGGAACAGCUCGGCAAUGUGGGCGUCAUUUGCUUGGAGGAUAUUGUUCAUGAAAUCUGGAAUCACGAGAAUGAAGAGACAUUCAACACUGUCAAUAAGUUUUUAUUACCUUUCCAAUUAAACGACCCUGUGAGAGGUUGGAGACAGAAGAAAUUGAAGGAAAUCCUGAACAGAGAAGACGAUGAAGAAAAUGAAGCGGAGAGCAAGAGGGGCAGUGCCGAGCAAGAUGAUAUCAAUCAGCUGGUUGCUGAAAUGAAUUAG